UCAAAGACAAGAUUGGUGACUGGGUGUUUCAAAGAACCAACCUAUGUUUUGAUGAGGGUUUUGCUGUGUAAGAUCCAAUGCCCUUCUUUCAUCUGCUUCUCUAAGCCUUCUCCUCACAUCUACACAUCAGGCUCGCAGAGAUUGGAGAGCACGCCUCCUCAAGUGUCUUUUUCCACUACUACGGUUGUUGAGGCCAAUGAUGAUCAUUAUGUUGAUGGUUUGUUGAAUGAGGUUAGAGAAGAAGAUUGUGGUACAGAAGAAGAAGAAGAAGAAGAAGAGCAAGGUCAAUGUCAUGGGGAGAUCUUGAAAAGCAGUCUCAAGAAGGAGGCUUUAGAUGAGAGAAUGGAGAAGAAGCAGGUACAGUGGGUGGAUGUGAUGGGGAAAGAACUUGCUGAGAUCCGUGAAUUCGAGUCUAGUGAAGAAGACGAUAUCAGAUAUGAUGGUGAUAAAAGCUGUGUUUGCAUCAUUCUGUGAUCAAAAUCCACUUCAGUUUACCCCCAAGAUAAGGCAAUGCUGAAAGAUUCAAGACGCUUUAGUUGUUAAAUUUACUAUAUGCUUAAUCCUUUGGAGUUUCUUUAUUUGAAACCUGGACAAUUUGAAGAACAACACUUGACAAUUUAUUCAAAAUGAUUCCAAGUUUGAUAUCUAAGGGACACAUAACGCUCUGGUUCAAAAAAAAAAAAAAACAUUACACAUAGCACAUAGCAUUUGUUUGCAAGCUAAAGUGAUCCGUAACCUGGUGAGCUACUCUCAUCUCAGGAUGUUCAUUGAUCUCUUGGACUAUCUCA
Messenger RNA from Brassica napus (rape), 788 nucleotides. RefSeq lists its product as uncharacterized. The transcript has 2 exons. Lineage: Eukaryota; Viridiplantae; Streptophyta; Magnoliopsida; Brassicales; Brassicaceae. The record is from RefSeq and is a predicted model, not a curated record. The annotation marks the transcript as partial.